GCUAGAGCGACCGAGCCACAAGUGGCGGCGGGCGGGGCGGAAGUGACGCUAGCGCUUCCUGUGAGUGGGCGGGGCUUGGGUCUCCUUCCUGGGAUUUCUGCCGCCCGCAUGGAAGCAAAGACUCUUGGAGUUACAACACCCAGAAAGCCUGUCUUGUCAGUCAGUGCAAGAAAAAUUAAGGACAAUGCAGCUGACUGGCACAAUUUAAUCCUGAAAUGGGAAACCCUCAGUGAUGCAGGUUUUACCACCGCAAAUAACAUUGCCAACUUGAAAAUCAGUUUAUUGAGUAAAGACAAGAUAGAAUUAAAUAGCAGCAGCCCAGCUUCCAAUGGAAAUGAAGAAAAGAUGUAUCCACAAUAUGAUAAGGAGCUUGAGGUGCUAUGUGAGGAACUACAGACCACCUUGGAUGGUUUGACCAAAAUACUGGUGAAAAUGGAAAAGCUGUCUUCAACUACCAAGGGAAUUUGUGAACUAGAAAAUUACCAUUAUGGGGAGGAGAGUGCUCGGCCCCCUUUGUUUCACACAUGGCCUACAACCCACUUCUAUGAGGUUUCCCUCCAGCUCUCAGACAUGUACAGGCAGGAGCUGCUCCUGAAGCGCACUGUGGGUGCAGAGCUGGCGCACACGGUGGACCGGGACCUCAUCCUGAGCUACCUGUCAAUGUGGCUGCACCAGCCCUACGUGGAGAGCAGCAGCAAGCUGCAUCUGGAGAGCAUGCUGCUGGAGACAGGGCACCGGGCCCUGUGACCUUCCCACUCAGCUUGGCUCCAGACCACUGACGUCUUCCCUGUCUCCCAGUGGGUGGGACCUGGUGUUGUACCCAGGACCAGAGCCUUCUCUCUGGCCUGGCUACCCACCAGCCUUCGUGGGGUUCUGGACCUAUGGCAGCUUCUGUAGCCUCUCCAGGGGUGCUCACCCCUUCUGCGGCCACCCUUCCCUUCUGCCUCAUCUACCCAUCAUUCCUGACCUGAUGAGUUCCUGAGCAGAGUGACUGAGGGGUCCGGUUUUUGUGAGUUAAGUAUACUUUACAGGUCACUCACCUUGAUGUAGAAAACCCCUCAUUACAUAUUUUUACUUUAUACCUAUCUGUAUUUAGAUUUUUAUGAGCACGUCAACUGGGUAAAGUUUGGCAUCAUGGAAAUGAAAACUGCCAACAAAAACACAGCCAUGGUCUGCAUGUUCAAGGAUGGGACAGGCCAGUAAGAAGUCCUCUGAUCCCAAACCAUGGGACUGUGUAUGCUGUGGAAUUGAAUAAAUGUUUAAUUGUGGUGUUGU
This is a messenger RNA of Ictidomys tridecemlineatus (thirteen-lined ground squirrel), 1275 nucleotides long. RefSeq names its product cyclin dependent kinase 2 interacting protein (gene Cinp). Lineage: Eukaryota; Metazoa; Chordata; Mammalia; Rodentia; Sciuridae. The record is from RefSeq and is a predicted model, not a curated record.